Messenger RNA from Vicia villosa (hairy vetch), 1546 nucleotides. RefSeq names its product protein POOR HOMOLOGOUS SYNAPSIS 1-like. The record is from RefSeq and is a predicted model, not a curated record. The transcript has 8 exons. Lineage: Eukaryota; Viridiplantae; Streptophyta; Magnoliopsida; Fabales; Fabaceae. Bases 73 to 984 code for a protein of 303 amino acids.
AUAACGUGGUUUAUUUUCUUUUGUUUGGUCCAAUUUUUCGAGAGAGAAAAGAAAGGGAGAGAAUUCAAAAAAAUGGCGGGAACAGUAGCUGUGAGAACAACAAACUCUUCAACACUGAACGCCGAGUGGGAGAUUUUCUUCGCACGCUUCAUCCCUUUCCCUCAUUUCACCACUCCUUCAUCUUCCUCCUCCGAUCUUCACCCUCUCCCUCAUCGCCUCCGUAACCGUCCUCCUCGCGGCACCUGGAUCGCCUCCUCCACCUCCGCUUUCCUCAGAUUCUCCCCCGAUCUAUCUUUAUCCGAUGUCAUCCUCACCGUCUCCUUCAACGGCAAACUCUUCGAAGAGCACUACGUUUCGAAGCUGAAUUUCUCCUGGCCUCAAGUAUCGUGUGAUCCUGGAUUUCCUGCAAGGGGAAUUAAAACCGUGCUGGUUAAUUACAGAGAUUCCCGAGGCGAGAUUCAAAAGUUUGCUAUACGGUUUCCAUCAAUCUAUGAAGUACAAUCAUUCAUCACUGCUUUGAAGGUGAUCCUAAAAGAUGACAAGGGCCCUCAACCUUUAAAUAUUGACUUUGGUUCGGAAAUUUCGUCUCAGUCAGAAUUUAUGUCAACAAACAAACACUCUUACAGGUAUAAAAGAGCUUUGUGCCAUAGAGCUUCUGAGGAACUGAGUUUUGUGACUCCGGCUGACACUUUCAUUCCACAACUGCCAAUAUGUAUGAAUAAUGAAAGAGAGCAACCUUCAGUAAUCCAAACAAAGGAAACAGCUUCUGGUCACAACUUUGAAAGCAUCCUUCCAGCCUUGCCACCCAGUUUUGCCACAUUCUUGAUGGAUUGCUCUGGGGUCAACCAUACUCAAUCAACUACUACCAAGGAGAAUGAUCUCAAGUCCCAAAUUGCGAGAUAUAUGGAAGAUUCUUCCUUCCAAGAUAUGUUGAUAAAGGUGGAGAAAGUCAUCGGCGAAAUUGGGGGUGAUAUGUCACUCUAGGAGUCCAGGGCAUUGAAAAUGACACACCAAUCAGCUAGGCAUCUCUUCGUGCUUACUGAACCAUGGUGACCAUAAAUUUUGAGUGGCUUUAUAUUGAUUCUUCCAUUCUCUCUUAAUAACACACUGUUCAAUCCAUGGCAAAACUUCGUUUUUGCUUCUUUUAUUGUUCCAGCACAUUACAAUGCCAAGUGAAAAAAGGGUUACCUGAAUAUGGUAUAUCAGUGUCUAGCUAAUAAUGACAGAUCAAAUGUUUCUGCUUACAAAAUCUUUUUGUUAAUACAAAGAUAUCAGAAUUUUUUCAAUUCAAUCCGGUAGAAAUUUUCUAGCAUUUAUUCCUCACCCAAUUACUAACAAAAAAAUCAAGAAGCCACUAUAAUGAUCUAGAUCGAAGAUGUAGUCAAAGAAUCAAUGCAAGAGAAGAAGAAAGAGAAGUCAUCUAACAUUGACAUUGUUGAAUUCACCCCACUUCGACGAAUUCAACCAUGCAACAAGAGGAUGAAGAUGGAGUCCUAUGAAUAUAUUUCAAGGUCCAUUUCAAAUGGGAAGAAGACCCAAGAAAGAA